AUGCCCUCUUUCACUGACGAAAUCACAAACUCAGGUGCUGGCCCUGAAGGCCCUCAUCCUGUUUUGGGGAAUGGUCUAACCAUCAUCACCCCGCUCCAGAAGAAUCAUCAAGCAAAUGGCAAUGGAGAUUCUGCCCCCCCUGAAAUUAAGCAACAUCGCAUGUCUACCCCCAAGGUAACGGCACGUCAACCCCUUCGUCUUCCUUCUCCUUUUCUGGGUCCCCAAAGCAGCCAACCUUCAGGUGUCGUCCAUGAGACCGUGACCAAAGACGACAUCAGCCGAUGGCUCCAGAAUGGUGACGAAGAACAGCAGCGCAACCUCUUCAGUCAAGUGCAUGAGUGGCUCGUACGAGAAAAGUCGAGACGGAAGGUUGUAAGGUCAAAAUCCCAUGCGACGACCAAUGGCGCCGAAAGCGACGGUGACAACGAUGGAAACGAGAAUGGGGCCGGGGCUCCCUUAGCCCGGACGGCGUCCCAGAGUUCCGACACUGCAGCGGCCCUCGACAAGCUUGAGAAGAUCCUCACUCAUUACGCCGCUUCUAGGCCCGAUAGUUAUCCCACCUCUACAUGCUCUUCCCGCAGGUCUACUCGUCGACGUCACCCAAAGGGAUUGCGGAGGGGUUCUGCUUCCGACUCCGACUAUACCGACUACGAUCCAGCCACUCCCAGCGUGGACGCAGUAUUGGAUAAUUCGAAGACGUUAGCUUACAGUGGAGGUGCCGCAGAUGGGGAGGAGGGUGAAAUCAGUACAAGCACGAGACGAGCCAAGGACAAAGAAGCGUGGGUGGCGUUUAAGAGCGAAAUUCUGCGCUUGGCCCACACACUACAGUUGAAGGGCUGGCGAAAAGUUUCCAUGGAGAUUGCUCCGGAAAUGGAGGUUGUAAGACUCAGUGGUGCUCUAACUAAUGCAGUCUACAUGGUUACACCUCCGCAGAACCUUCCUCCCCCUAGGGCUGAGGAUGGAUCAUAUACAUUGGUCCCUAGACGGCCUCCUUCCAAGCUUCUCCUGCGCAUCUACGGGCCCCAGGUGGAUCAUCUGAUUGACCGAGAAAAGGAGCUUCAGAUUCUCCGCCGUCUGGGGCGCAAGAACAUCGGACCUAAGGUUCUAGGCACCUUUAUUAACGGACGGUUCGAGGAGUAUUUUGAGGCCCGCCCAUUGACGGCGAGAGAGUUGCGGGAUCCUCUAACGAUGAGGCAAAUCGCCAAGCGUAUGCGCGAGCUGCACGAAGGGGUUGACCUUCUAGAGGAGGAGAGAGCCGGCGGCCCAAUGGUGUUUCAGAACUGGGACAAGUGGCUGGACCGCUGCGAGCGGGUGACCAGCUGGCUAGACAAGGAAAUCGAGUCUGCGCCCAACGAGAGCAAAGCUGCUGCGGAACCGUGGCGUCGACGCGGGUACGUCUGUGGUGUACCGUGGCCAACCUUCCGUAAGGCCGUCGAGGAUUAUCGCAAGUGGCUGGUUGCAAGCUGUGGUGGCAUCAACGAGAUCAAGCGCCAGCUUGUUUUUGCCCAUAACGAUACGCAAUACGGCAACUUGCUUCGGAUGGAGCCUCAGCAGCAAUCGCCGCUCAUGCUCCCGGAAAAUAAGCACAAGCAGCUGGUUGUCAUUGACUUUGAGUACGCAUCGGCGAACAUGCGUGGACUGGAGUUUGCCAACCAUUUUACGGAAUGGUGUUACAAUUACCAUGACGAAGAGAGGCCCUGGGCAUGUAGCAGUCUGCUUUACCCAACGCUGGAGCAACAGCAUCGGUUUAUCACUGCGUACCUCGCGCACCGACCUGGCUUGAGUGGGCUAGGCUCGCCGUCUAUCACGCCCUUGAUGCGGCCCCUCUCGAUAGGCACCCCCACCAUGGCUCCUCUGGAUCUUGACGCCGGCCCCGAUGCCGAUCUCUACAACCAGGACCUCGAGCGCACGCACCAGGAGACACUCGAGGCCGAAACGCAGUACCUGCUGCAGCAGACGCGACUGUGGCGGGUAGCGAACUCGGCGCAGUGGGUGGCGUGGGGGAUCGUGCAGGCCAAGGUUCCCGAACUGGGGGAGAAGGAGCAAGCAGAGCCGACGUCGCCUGUUGAUGGAGAGGGCGAGGCGGACGAAUUCGACUACCUUGCUUACGCGCAGGACCGGGCGAUGUUCUUUUGGGCGGACUUGCUUUCUCUGGGGGUUGUGCAGAAGAGCCAGCUUCCGCAGGAAAUGGUGAAACAGAUUGAAUCGCGGGUGAUUGAUGAUUAA
Aspergillus ochraceoroseus IBT 24754 is the source of this 2226-nucleotide messenger RNA. RefSeq names its product putative choline kinase. Gene Ontology annotation, biological process: phosphatidylcholine biosynthetic process; phosphatidylethanolamine biosynthetic process. Bases 1 to 2226 code for a protein of 741 amino acids. The record is from RefSeq and is a predicted model, not a curated record. Gene Ontology annotation, molecular function: choline kinase activity; ethanolamine kinase activity. The transcript is spliced from 5 exons. Gene Ontology annotation, cellular component: cytoplasm. NCBI's taxonomy places the organism in Eukaryota, Fungi, Ascomycota, Eurotiomycetes, Eurotiales, Aspergillaceae.